AUGUCAUCCAAAUCUUUAAAUCGCCGAACACGCAUCGACUUUGAUGCAAUCAGAGGGUUUAGGGGGCCUUCUCAGAGCGUGACCCGCCAGGAUGAUCACCUCACGGAUGGUGAAACUCCCAGUCGCCGCGGGACUGGAUUUAAUCCGGCAGCAGGAUUCCCGAGGGCCCUCUCGUCCGGAACCUAUCGUACCACCUCAGCAACUGGUUCGAAGCCCCUGAACCCCCCAGCAGCACUCGGACAUGGGACGGAGAAUACCUUGAUCGUGAAGCACCAAUCCCCGUGGGAAAAGUACAGAAAAAGCCAUUGCAUACGGCUUGGCGAGGAAGACGACGACAUGGUGGACGUGGCCGAUGUUAGACACCCGUGGUCCGCCGACUUUAUUGUCCCUCCUCAAAAGGAGGGUCCCACGCCGUACGUCGUCGCUAUCCUCAACGGGCUUGUGUACCUCGCGACAAAAGGACUAGAACACGGCUCUCUGACCACCUCGAAUAUUCUCAUCAAUGUCGCUGGCGAGAUCACAGCACAUCAGGAACUCUGUCGACCAUGUCCCCUGAGUAAUCCUGGAUCGAGAGAUCUUAAGGCUCUAAGCUCCAUCACAAUGGAGCUGAUGCAAAAGUAUGCCAAAGCUGAUGGUGCUGUCGGAGUAGAUGACCUGCGCCGGUGGCCCUCCGAUUCUCUGGCGGUCGAAUUCCUUUCUGAGACGACGUCUGCAACUUCGGCAGAGAGGUUGUUGAAGGCAAGUGACGGACCUCAGAUUUCCUCCUGGGUUUGA
This is a messenger RNA of Exophiala dermatitidis NIH/UT8656, 774 nucleotides long. RefSeq lists its product as uncharacterized. NCBI's taxonomy places the organism in Eukaryota, Fungi, Ascomycota, Eurotiomycetes, Chaetothyriales, Herpotrichiellaceae. The record is from RefSeq and is a predicted model, not a curated record. The coding region runs from base 1 to 774 and encodes 257 amino acids. The transcript has 3 exons.